GGUAGGUUUAAAUGAGUUUUCUGUGUUUAAAAUAAUUUUUAUGUUUUGUAGAGGUGAUCAGUGUUAAGAAAAUGCACUGAAUUCAAAUGUUAUGGGCUUAUAGCUGUGAACUGUGUGUGUGUGUUUAUUUGUUUUGUUUUGUUCAGUAUUUUUUAGAGCAUCCAAAAUUGUAAUUUCUUUCCAAUUUUAGUCUUAUUAGAUGCCUUGGGUAACCUAAUGUGUGUUAGACAUUCUGUCAAAUGUUCAUCUUACUUUUUCUGUUCAUAGGAAGCCAACAUAUAGUUUGCAGUUAGCUUCCUGUGUUUUUAUGUUUGGUUAGAGGAUUAACUACUAGACAAAAUUUUGAAAUAAAUAAGUUUAGAAGUAAGUGUUUAAACUGAGUGUUUAAAACAUGGAGGCCAAGCGAGUGAAGAGAGAUGUUAAAACUUUGCUUGGUGAAUAUAUUGGACAGCGACUCAGAGAAAAUGGUUUUGAUCCAAAGGGGAAAAGCACAUCUACAAUGUUUGAUGAUUUGGCCCAUUAUGACUUGGCUAUAAGUGUGGCUUUGUGGUGGCUCAAUAAAAAGAAUGCAGCUGAGAAUGAGUACAUAGGAAUUGGGAGUUUAAGACAUAUUAGCCAGUACCCUAAUCACCUGGAAAGAGAAGCAAUGAUCCUUUCUUCCUUUGCUGGAAUGCUUCUGAACAGCUUACCUAUAGAAGACAUUCUGUCUCUGUACAAUUGCAAACCAGUGGCAUCUUACCCUGAUAAUCAUGAUAAGGGCAACAUUGUUCACCCAUUCUCCCUCUCUUAUCAUCCAUUUGCUAUGCUCAGUUCAUUCAAAGCAGUAGACCACUCAAGAAAACACACCCAGGUGCUGAAACGCUGGAUCAAGGAACACAGUAAACAGGAUGUCUCUCCAGUAACAGAGACACUGGAGUCCUCCACCUCCUCUUCUAGCUCCUCAUAUAGUGAUAGUGAGGACUCCUUAAAGGAUGAAACCGCUCACUAUGAGGGCUCACAAGAAUCUCUGCAGGACUGAAAACAGCAUUGUCCUGGUUUAUUAAACAUUGCUGUCAUUACAUAUUUAACAUCCUUCCAGGUGUUUCCUUGUUUGUCCUUAUUGUUAAAAUGUUGUUUCUUUCCCGAGACUUUGUUCACAGCCAGGUAAUAACAA
Molecule: messenger RNA, 1153 nt
Organism: Labeo rohita (rohu)
Lineage: Eukaryota; Metazoa; Chordata; Actinopteri; Cypriniformes; Cyprinidae
Exons: 9
Coding region: 392-1018 (208 amino acids)
Source: RefSeq, a predicted model, not a curated record